AACGGAGGACGUUAGUUUCUACAACAAACACAGAGCGCGUAAGCAAACAUAUCUCAAAGCAUAAUUUCAAAAGAAAACCUACUGAAACAGGUCUAGGAAAGUGGUAUAUUUACAGAUUAAGAUAUCUGAUAUUAUAUUAUCUGAUAUAAGAUAAGAUUAAGAUAAGAUAAAAGGUGCUCGCUGAAGGCCGGGGAACCGGAAAACCUUUAUCAGAAAUGGUAGACGAAUGUUAGUAUAGGAUAGACAACGAUUUUGAACAGAAUUCGGUGAAAAAUACAUUGUCAGAACAUUAAAUCUGCAACAUACAGGUAAAUAUAGAUGUCUUACGACAGAAAAGAGUUAGUUAAAGUUCAGCUAAGUGUUUAUAAGCCAAUCCAUGACUGUCCUGGUCGGUACAAGGACUAUUUUGUAGCGGUAGUCGGACCGGGAUUACAACUCGGCAACGAGGAUCCAAAUAAUGCGGCACGUUGCAACCCUGAAGGUCAUCAUGUCUGGACAAUAACAUUAUGGCUGCCAAAAGGAAAAGAUGUUUACUUUAAGUUCCUUUUAGUUCAUGCUUCCACAUAUGCCGUUGUGGACGUUGAAGAAAUCAUUCCACACAGAAUACGUGUUGGCCAAAAACCGCUUCGUGUAGAAAUGACGUACAACAAAACUACAACCUUAGUGGAAGAAGCUGGCGAUGACUUUAAAGCAAUUGACAAAGAAAAAUAUGGACUAUACCACAUUCCUACUCUCAAUAUAGAACGGUCAGACAGAGUGCAGUUUAAAGCACCAAAUGUCGAAUGUCCACCAGAGUUAACACAUUCUGGCAAAUCAGAACUAGAAGCUGCCUCUCAAGUAGUUGUCCUGGACGACAACAUCGAAACGACUUUACCGCCUGGACACAAACAGCUCGUUCAAAACGAAAGCUGCACAAAACACGAGAUGUAUCUGACAGAAGAGAUUAAGCCAGUGUCACAAGAUGAGAUGACAAUUCAGUUAGACGGCACGGUAUCGAAUGUGAAAGAGAAAGAGAACAUGACAAAUGCGAUGACACAGCGUACAAUGACAAGUCCAAAACAAGGAGUGACUCGAAAGGAAGAGAACAUGAAAAAUCUGCCAACACCGCCUAACAACUGCACAACUUCAGAGGCAACUGAAAAGGUAGAGAAAGUAACAAAUCAUCUGACACAACCGCCAAUUCAAAAGGAACAGAACAUGACGAAGCCAUGGACAAAGCCUACCCGCUACACAUCUCAAAACAUUUCCACUAUCAAAACAGCAAUAGUCAAACCUCUGUCCUAUGAACAGCAACAGCAACAGCAAAAGCAACAGCAUUUCUCCAUCAGAAAGAAAGGCUCCGAUUUCCCAGUCAGCGAGGGCCUCAUAUUAGUUGCAGCUGGAGUGGCAUUUGCUUCUUAUGUAGGAUAUCGUGUGUUCAGGACGAUUAUGAAACGGGAUGAAUGAAUUUUUGUUUGUAUAUGUCAUGUCAUAUCAAGUUUUAUUAUUACCUGAAAAACUAGAUAAUUAGAUACAUAUUGUUUUGAAAGAAAGUACCAAAACUUUGUUUUCAUUUACAAAAAAAUAUGAUUUAGAAGGGUUAUUUUGAUACUUUGUUUACAACUGAUUGUCAAAUAAGCAACACAAUACUUUGAAAGUCAACAAUUCAGUCAUUGUCUCAUACCUCACCUCGAUAGAUUUUGGAAUAAAUCUCAAAUCCUUA
This is a messenger RNA of Mercenaria mercenaria, 1702 nucleotides long. RefSeq lists its product as uncharacterized. The coding region runs from base 319 to 1446 and encodes 375 amino acids. The transcript is spliced from 7 exons. The record is from RefSeq and is a predicted model, not a curated record. NCBI's taxonomy places the organism in Eukaryota, Metazoa, Mollusca, Bivalvia, Venerida, Veneridae. Gene Ontology annotation, molecular function: starch binding.